AUGGAAACUAGCUCACAGAGUCUCUAUUUCCAACUCGGAGGCCGAACAGCUACAAGACGCGAUCCCCCCACGACACUCCUGCCCCGGCAGGCACCGCACCUUCCCCUCUUCCCCGGAAUUCCCAGUCCCGGCUGGGAGGCGCAGGGUACGGGCUGCAGGUGCCGCUCCCGCUGCCCCCUCCCCGAGCCUUCCACGCUCACGGCCGGCCUGACCGAGCCCACCCAGCGCUACCGGGAGCUCGCCCCGAGCCGGGGCCCGUCCCCCGGGCCGUGCUGCUCCCGGUGCCGCCCCCGCACACGGCUGUCCCGCGGCAGCGCCACUGCCCCGCCCCGCCCCGCAGGGCCCGGCUCGGCGGCACCGGGCGAGAGGGAGGAUCGCGGCCGCCCGGAGCCCCCGCCCCGCCCCGGUGGCGCCCGCCCGGUCCGGCCCCGGCUCACGGGGAGCCUGACGGCAUCGCCCCGCCCGGCACAGCGGCGCCGCCGGGCCCCGCUCCGCUCCCACCGGAGCCGGCCGCCGCCCCGGCCAGCGCCGCUCCCGCCGCCGCCGGUGCGUCUCGCAGGCCCCGGCCCUCACUUCCGCCUUUACCCGUUCCGCUUCCGGAUCCGCCCACCCCUUCCGCCCCCCGCCCCGCGCCCACAGGCGGCGGGAGCUGCCAAUCAUCGUGGCCCCGCCCCGCGGGGAUCCCGCCUCCCGGCGGGCGCACCGCCCCUCACGUUAGACGGGCGUGACGUCAUUGCGCGUCCGCGGGGGCUGCUGGGAGUUGUAGUCCGGCGUGUCCGGGGGCACCGGGAGCGGGGGGGACCCAGGGCGACCCCGGGCAGGGCAGAGACUCAAGCGGAGCCGGGGCUGGAAAAAUAG
Myiozetetes cayanensis is the source of this 858-nucleotide messenger RNA. Its product is annotated as basic proline-rich protein-like. The transcript is spliced from 2 exons. Lineage: Eukaryota; Metazoa; Chordata; Aves; Passeriformes; Tyrannidae. Bases 1 to 858 code for a protein of 285 amino acids. The record is from RefSeq and is a predicted model, not a curated record.